AUGAUUUCUCCUGGUAACGUUUUCGAGCUCGGUUUCUUCAAACUCGCCGGGUCAAAUACUAAAGAAGAUAGCGAGCGUUGGUACCUAGGCUUGUGGUUCUACAAAGCUAGUUCGAAGAUGAAACCUCUUUGGGUAGCUAAUCGAGAGACCCCCUUGUAUGAUUCCAAGGGAGCCUUAAAAAUAUACAAGUCCAACCUCGUCAUCGUCAAUCAAUCUGGAAACAUUAUAUGGUCUUCUUCGAAUGCGGUAGUCCAUUCUCCUCCUAAAGCAUCUUCGGUGGUAGCAGAGAUUCUAUCUAACGGAAACUUCGUCUUGAGAUACUCAGACAACAACAGGGGGGAUUCGUUUCUUUGGGAAAGUUUCGAUUACCCGACCGACACACUACUCCCUGGGUCUGAUUCGGCUAAAGGCGUCAACAGAAGCCUUACUUCGUGGAUAAGCAACAACAAGCCUUCUAUCGGAAUUUAUUCGUAUGCAUUGCUGAGCAGAAAUCAGGAGAUGUUUUUGUUGGACGCGAAAUCAUCACCGGUUUACAGAAGAAGUUUCGGUUUAAAGACACCUUAUGCACUUGGCAAGGGAUACUUACUGCAAGUUACAUAUGACGGAAUAUUACAGCAAUUGUCGUGGUCUCCAACUACACGUGAAAAGAACUUAAUAUGGCAUGCGCCCCGUGAUGAUUGCGAUCGUUUCGGCUUGAUUUGUGGUUCUAACAGCGUCUGCAGCCUUGAGAAGGAGGACGUGCACGAGUUUGCCAGCUGUACGUGUUUCAAAGGCUUUAAGCCAAGAAACUUGUGGGGUUGGUUGUUAACAGACAUGACAGAAGGAUGCCAGAGGAUAAGUCGGUUGAACUGUACUGGCAAUGGGUUUCAAGUUCUGAAGAAUGUCAAGUUGCCAGAUACAAAGGAUGCGGGAGUGGAGAGGAGCAUUGGUCCAAAGGAAUUUCUGAUCUACUUGAUUUACGAACACUGCAAAGUGGUCAACAAUUAUACGUCAAAAUGGCUACUAGUUAUCUCGGCAAAACUUAAAAGGUUUAGUGGAACAAUCAAAGGCGUUAUAAUUGGUGGCGGAGGAACCAUCUGCACUGUUCUGGCUUUCACCAUCUUAUGGUGGUGCUGGAAGAGAAUGCAGAAGCCAUCAGGAGCAACUGAUUUGCUAAUCGACGGAGAUAGAACUGACUCGUACGAGGUUGUAGCAGCUCGAGUUCAACGGAUAGAGUUUCUAACUAUAGCUGAAGCAACAAACGACUUUUGUGAUUCGAACAUACUUGGCAAAGGUGGAUUUGAUACAGUUUACAAGGGAAAAUUAGUUGAGGGGACAGAUAUCGCUGUGAAGAGACUGACCAGAGUGUCAGAUUCGGGAACCUCUCAGUUCUUGAACGAGGUGAAUUUAAUUUCAGAACUUCAGCACUUCAAUGUUAUUAGUCUACUUGGGUAUUGUUUCCACAGUGACGAGCACAUAUUGGUGUUCGAGUACCACGCAAAUCGAAGCCUUGAUUUGUAUAUCUUUGGAAGUACCGAAAGCUCUAAGCUAAGUUGGAAAAUAAGACACAAAAUAAUUAAAGGAAUCGCAAGAGGAAUGACGUAUCUCCACCACGAUUCAUGUGUAACGAUCAUCCACCGAGAUUUGAAAGUAAGCAACAUCUUGCUUGAUAAAGAUAUGAAUCCCAAAAUAUCGGAUUUUGGGAUUUCUCGACUAGUUAGUAGAGACCAUAUCCAAACCAACACGAAGAAGGUAUCUGGAACCCGGGGAUACAUAGCUCCCGAGUGCUGGUCUGACAAGAUAUUCACAAAAAAAACUGAUGUCUUUAGUUUCGGAGUUGUGAUUCUUGAAAUAAUAAGCGGCAAGGCGAACUAUAAGUUCACCAACUCUAAGGGAGAGACUAGUCUCCUCACAUGCAUGUGGAGGAACUGGGAAGAAGAAAGCUUGAUUGAGGUAGUUGAUCCAUCCAUUUGGAUUCAUCAUCUUCACCGUUAACAAUGAUUCAGAUCGUUCGAUAUACACAAAUUGGUCUGUUAUGCGUACAAAAUAUUCCACAAGACAGACCUACAAUGUCCUCCCUUGUGGUAAUGUUUGAAAGUUCAACCGAACUUCCUCGUCCUAAACCUCCCGUUUGUUUUAACAGUGACACUACAUACAGUACUUUUGAGACCGGUUCUACGUCUACGUCGAUCACACGGCCAACCAGCGAAUAUCAGUCAACUAUAGAACCUAGCUAAAGUUGAAAUGUUUUACUUUUCCUUAUAUAAAUAAACAUCAUGUAUGUAUUUUGUUGGAUACGGAUCCAACUUGUCUAUUUGAGUGAAGUUCUGUACGGUAAUAUUACUGGUAAGUUGUUACAAUGGAAGUUUCCAC
Brassica oleracea var. oleracea is the source of this 2352-nucleotide messenger RNA. Its product is annotated as receptor-like serine/threonine-protein kinase SD1-8. Gene Ontology annotation, molecular function: ATP binding; protein kinase activity. NCBI's taxonomy places the organism in Eukaryota, Viridiplantae, Streptophyta, Magnoliopsida, Brassicales, Brassicaceae. The coding region runs from base 1 to 1974 and encodes 657 amino acids. Gene Ontology annotation, biological process: recognition of pollen; protein phosphorylation. The record is from RefSeq and is a predicted model, not a curated record. The transcript is spliced from 9 exons.